Messenger RNA from Caenorhabditis remanei, 2646 nucleotides. RefSeq lists its product as uncharacterized. The record is from RefSeq and is a predicted model, not a curated record. Bases 1 to 2646 code for a protein of 881 amino acids. Gene Ontology annotation, biological process: nuclear-transcribed mRNA catabolic process, nonsense-mediated decay. NCBI's taxonomy places the organism in Eukaryota, Metazoa, Nematoda, Chromadorea, Rhabditida, Rhabditidae. The transcript is spliced from 8 exons.
AUGAAUAUAUCGGAAUGGCUCGAACAAUCAAAAACUGUUUACAAAGCUCAACUUGACACCAAAAUCAAAGUAAUUGGAAUUAUAGGAAAAGAUUAUCCAGAUCACGGAAAAGGCGAUAAUAUUAAUUGUUAUUUGCGGGAGAAUGUGUUUCCAGUUACUACUGGUGAAAACGAGACUUGCACGAUCUCCGCCCACUUUUCCGACGACGAGCAAAUCCUUUUCCUGGUUAUGAACGGUGCUGAUGACGUGGCAAAUAUUCGGAAAUGCCUGAAUUCAGAAAAUCGAAAAACGACGAAUUACUUUGAUGCGAUGGCUGAAAGUGAAUCACAAGAAAUGAGAAUGUUGCAUUUUUUGUUCAUUUCUUGUCAUUUUAUCAUCAUUUUCGAGCAGACGUCGAGAAUUGAUUUGGAAUUUAUGCGAUUUUUGAGGAAAGUCAAUUCGUUGAGACUUCAACUUCGCAAAAAAGUGAACAAACUGCUCGUCUCCUCUGGUCUUCGUGAUGUCUCAUUCAAUAAUCGGACGAUGACAAAUUCAGAAUCCGAAGGUCGAAUGGUGAUUCCACGUCUUCUGGUUGCAUUCCAAAGGAAUAAUAUUCGACCGGAUGUUAAUGUUAAUAAAAAGCAAGAACUCUACGAAAAGCUGGAAAAGAAUCUGGAUAAUCAGCUGACGGAUAUUCUGAAACUGUACGAUCUGAUAGAUUGUGGAGCGAAUUCUUUGUGUCAACUGAAUGAAACCAUUCCAAUCGUUCAUCUUCUGAAUCCAAAUAUUGUGAAAAGAGAUAUUGUAUCGGAGAUGUUUGAGAUCUUCAUGGCAGAAGCUGAAAACACGAAAUUGACUGGAAAUAAUCAUAAACUGGCGAGUAAUAACUCAUUUGUCAAGUUUCUCGAGGACAAUUUCCGAUCGGAACGAAAUGAGAUCACAUUGGAAAAUGUGAUAAAAGUGAUGACAACACUUCAAUGUGUUCUUGAUGGAUCACUCGAAGAGAAACCCGAUGCUACAGUAACCCAAAUGCAAAGUUUCAUCAAAAGAAUCCAAACGGAUCAUUUGGAAGAAGCACGAAGGCUCUAUACGAAUGAGAAACGACCGAUAUCUGGUGAGAGAAGAGGAUUCAGGAUGACUGAUAUGGAAGUGACGGAACCGGUUAGAAUACGUAGUAAGGAGGAGCAUCAGAUGAGGUUCAACGAAGCGACUCUCUACAUCGAAUCAGUCGUCGGAGUGAACUCUUCCCAAGUUCUGUCCGAAAUGCAAGCCCAAUGCAAUGAAAUGUGGCAAUCGGACCUCCGUGCGUGCGAAUCAAUCUCAAUGAUGGGUCAUCCGUGUAUCAAGAAAGUCCAUCCGACGUACGGUGAUCAAACUGCUCCAGAAUCCAGAUGGACGUCACACGACGCAUCGAAUACUUCAGUUGGCACGUGUAUUUGUGGAAAGAAACAAAUGGUUCGACAGGAGCCGUUUUCAGUAAAAGAAGCGAAUUGCGACUUUUAUGAGAAUCCAGAAUUCAAGUGUUGCAAACGUUUGUGGAGAUAUCAAUUCCAGUUGUAUCAGGAGGAUGCCGAGGAGAAAGAUGACAUAAUGUGGGCGGACCGUGAAUCGAAUUCCCUCCGAGCCGCCAAGAAAAUGGCUCAACGAGAAGACGAAUUGGCCGAAGAGACGAUAGAUGAUCUGGAUAUACCUGAAAGUCUCCGAGAAUCAGAAUCCUCUUCAGAAUUCACAGAUUCUGAUGAAGAUGAAGACAUUCGAGUGCAGAGUGCAUCUGAUUCUCUCUCCGACACGGAUUCAUUCAUUCGCCCGAAUUCGCGUCGUGAAGAGUUGACGUCUUCUGCGAAAACUGAAAGAGAUCUGGCGGUGGAACACGCGAAACGAAUGCAAAAACUGGAGAAAUCGGGAAAAAUGGACGAGUUCUUGAUGGGUGUCCCCAACUCGUUGACGGCUGGAAAACUGCCGAUUUUUCCGUCGUUUUUCUUGACUUGUCUCGGUGAUUCGAGUAUUUAUAAACACGCCGGAGGACUGAAAGAUCAACCGAAUUUCAAAAUGGGAGGAGAGUAUUUGAGUCCGGCCGUUGUGUUUUUGGAUGUGAACCCCGACGUGUGGGCCCGUGACGUGAACAAAAUGCGAAGCGAAGACUCGAGUCGAAAGUGUGGAAAAGAGCAGAAGGACGAUGUGCCACGAGUGAAAUUGUUUGUUGGUUUCGAAUACGAAUGCUCUCGUGGUCAUCGAUUCUUUGUCGAUCAUCGAGGAGAACCGAUUAUUUAUUCGAAAGGAUCGAGCAUCAUUCGAGAAUCCACUCAUCGUGCAUCACUUGGUGACGUUCUCGAUUCUGAUCUACCUCUUCGUCGACCGUGUACUUGUCGGAAGCUGCCGUUGAAAUCGGCACAGCUUCAGAAGAUUCAUGUGGUGACGCCGAAAGCCCCGGUUCAUAUCAGUAUUAAUCCGAAAAUGCUGGUACCGGGACACGAGGGAGUUUAUGGAACUGGACAGGAGCCACUGGAACUUCAUCAUUCAAAAUACUAUAUUCUCCACCUCCCCGUCAUCUACAGUGGACCAUCCGGUACUUGGAUGCCAGAAGAAUACUCCUCUGACAAACAAGGAACUCUCCGAAAAGGAGCCAUCAAAGUUGUCUAUAAGCCUGUUUUGUCUUUUAGGUGGUGA